AUGUUUAAAUUUGUAGAAUACAAAAACUUUGAGUAAUUUCAUUAGUUCUUGAAUUCUCAUCCUUAAGUCACAUAUCAAGAAAUUAUUAAACAUCCUCUAUAAGAAUUUCAAUUUGAAAAUGAAUUUGUUAAUCCUAUUAUUGUCAAGCAAUCUGUCAAGUUGCCCUUUCAAGAAUAUAUAAACAUUAUGCAUUGUUCAAAUAGAUUCGUAUAUCUAGCCAGUCAAAAAAGAGUCCAAGUCUUUGAUAUUAGAACUGAAAUUAAAUUGAUUUCGAAACUAGAAAUAUAAAAUUCCCUUGUAAUCUAAGAAACUGAGGAUUGCUUGUUCAUCGGACAACUAGAAUAAAUAAUAUUAAUUGAAAUCUCAAAGGAUUUUUCAAUUAUUGGUACCUAUAAAUUAGGAUAAGUGUAAAUUCCUUUUUCAUUUCUAAGAGUUAUUAAUGAAUCCUAAAAACAGUUAGAUUGGUAUGAAAUUGUGAUUGCUGAUCUCAAGGGCAACUCUUCCAAAAUCAAAUGCAACAUUUUUAAGCUCUUUAAUAAGAGGAACGUAUAAUUUUCAACCUAAGAGUUAACAUCAAAUGGAUCAAUUAUUGAUUAAAAACAAAAAAAGUUGUAUGAUUCAGAAUUCAGCAUCCUUUAUGAGUUAUUAGUUUUACAAGGAAGCAAUGAAAACUAUGCAUUUCUAUUAUAUCAAAUGCACAAUCGUAUUUCAAUUAUUAGAGUAAGCAAAAUUAAUAAAGAAACACCAGUUUAAUUGUAUAAUUUAUAGAAUGAUCAUAUCGAUUCUGGUUGGGCCUGUCUAUCAACUUGCUUAGAUAAUAAUAGUUAAAUUAGAUAUUCAAUUUGUUGUAGCUAUGGGAAUGUCAUACAUUUAUUUAUGUAUGAAAUUUUUGGAGGCUCAAUUACAGUUGAUGAAAUUGGAGUCAAACAAUUAGAAAAUGAAAGAUAAAUAAAUGGACUGGAAUGCUGUGAUUCUGAUAUAUUUGUAGUUUUAUUUGAUGAUGGCUUUGCACUAGUUCAUACAACAGAAUUCAAGAAAUGUGAAAACAAAUUGAACUAUUUCAAUCAAUCAUUGAAAAUCAAAAAAUUCAACGGUCAUUUCAUGCUAGGCUUGACUGAAGACUCUUUUGAAUUCAUGACUCUAUAAGAUUGUAGAACUUUAUUAUAGAAUCAAGCAGAUCAGUUGGAGUUUAGAAAAGCUAUGUAAAAUGCAGUUAGAAUUAUGAAUGGUGAUUUAUUGAUGAUUAAGAUUGCUCCUUCUGAUUAAUUAUCAGAAUUACUCUAAAAAUUAGCCUUUACUGAAUGCUUAUUUUUGGGCAAAUCAAAAAAUUUAACAGUCUAAUCCUUAUCUGAGAUUAUUAAGUUUUUAAUCAAAACUAAACAAGAGCAUUAUUUAUUUACUAUUAUCAGUGAUGUCACAUCUGAUUUGGGAUACAAAGAUGUCUUUGCUAAUACAAUAGAAUGCUUACUUAGACAGCAUUAGAUACCUUAUAUACCUGAUUAAUAACUAUAUGAAUUAUGUAAAAUGUAUUAAAAUUAAAAAAAUGUUGAGAUGAUACAUCAUUUAGUUUGUUCAACUGAUUUUAAAAGAAUAUCAAGUGCUAUAUUAAUUACUUGUUGUGAAUAAAUGAAAAUGUAUAAUGAGAUGAUCUAUGUUUGUCAAAAGUCUCAAGAUUUUGUAACUCCCCUUGUAAAAUUGUUUGGAGGAGAUUAAUUAUAGGAGGAAUGCCAAAAAUAUAUAUUGAGCAUUUUGGAGGGUAAAUCAUUUGAAGGAAAGAAUCUAACCGACGAAUAGUUUACUAUUGCUUUACGUAGUUUAAUUUAGUUUCUAUUUGUGAGUGAAAACCUAUUUAAAUUUAUUAAUAAAGAUCCAAAGGGAGCUAUAGAUAUAAUAUAUUAAUUUUAUAUUGGUAAAGCUUAAACUUGCAUUGAAAACAGUGGAGCAGAGAUUAUAUUAAAAUUGUAAGUUGAUGAGACUGAAGGCUCUCUAUUUGAUAUUGACUAAAAUAAUUUGCGAUGUUCAACCCAUAGAAUAAUGUAUCUAUCACUUAGAAAAUUAGAGUUUCUAAAAUCAGAUAUUUGGAUCUCAUACUUAACUGCAAAAUUAUUAAUAUAAAAGUUUCCUUUUUCAUCUCAAGUAGCGUAUGACACAAUUUAUACGCUUUGUAGAAACUACGAAUUUCUUUUAUAACUUAACAAUGACAUACUAUUAGUUAAUCAAUUUAUCAUCCGUGUAAUGAUGUCGAAAAAACUUACAGAACAAUAAUUGUCAGAUCUAGAGUUUUCAGCCUCAAUUGUUAAAAAGUUCUCUUUGGCUUUAGUGUUCAUAUAUUCUCAAUAAUAACAAUAUAAUAAGGCUUUUGAAGCUUUUAAGAUGGUAAAUCCUUAAAUUAGAGAACUAAUUUUUCCAUGGAUUUAGUAAUUGGUUGAAUUAAGGCCAAUGAUUUUAAAUUCAUAAAAUGAUGAAUUUAUAUUAGAAAUUUUGAAAUACCUAAUUACAAUAGAUGAAUAAUAAACGUAUAAAUUAAUUGAAAAAUGUUUUCAUCAGAAACACUUUUAGAUUUUGAGUUGUUUUUAAAAAGAUUUUGAAGAUUAAAAAUACUUUGCUAAUUUCAUAUCCUACUUAUUUUAAUCUUAAAAAGUGUUUUUAAUUAAUGACUAAACCAAAAUACUUUAUCUCAAAAGAUUAUGUGAAACUUAGCCUAAAUAAGUGUUAUCGGCUAUUAAAAGCAUGAAUUUUCCAUUGGACGAAGCAUUAAAAUUGACAAAGGAAUUUAAAAUCAAUUAGGCAGCUGCUUAUAUUCAUUAAAUGAGUGGAGCUAUAAAAUAAGCAUUGGAUAUAUAUAUCAAUUCUUUUUUAAAGAAAAUCAAAAAUUCUAUAGUUCUGCUAAUGAAAAAGUAGACUCUGGAUAAUAAUAUCACUGAUAAAUUAAAAUAUAAAUUAGAAACCAUUAUUUAAAUAAUUUUAGAAGAUUUAAAAUAAAAUUAAUAUAAUAAUGAUGAUGAUUAGAAAUUAUGGAUGUAUUUUGUCGAUCUAUAUAUAAAUCAAAAUAAAAUAAGAACAUUCAUUAUGCCAAAUAUUCCUUAAAGCGUAAAAGAUUUAUUGAGUCUUUAUUUAAGUGAAUAUUUAGCAAGAAUCAGUGAUAGAGUUCAAGUCUCAUAAAUAUUUGAUCAAUUAAAUCUAAACUAUCCAUAAUUACCAGUAUCUGUAUUUAGAUAGACUAUUUAUAGAGUGGUGAGUAAGUUUCAUGAUGAUUUAAGAACAUUAAAAGAAACUUCAUUAAUCUAGAGUAAUGAGAAAUACCAGAUUAUAUAAUAAUUAAAAGAAAUUAAUGUAAUAAUUUAUUAAGUUUUAGUAAAGUGCAUGGAUAUGCAAUCAUAUUUGUUAAAGAUGUUAAAAUCAUAUAGUUGAUUCUGAACUUGCUAUUGCUUUUACAUGUUCUCAUGUUUUCCACGAUUAUUGUGUCUUAAAAGGCAUAUAUAAAAUACCAUAUUGUGAUACAUGCUAAACAGAAACUUCAUAUAAGAGUAAUAAUGUGAAAUAUAUAGUCUAAAAGGAGAGAGUUUUGAAAUAAUAUGCAGUCACAUAAUAAAUUUCUGAGCCUAAGUUCCUUUAGUAGAUGUCUGUGAAUAAAAUUACUGUUAUAUCAAAUCAACAAUAAUAGAUGUAAACGAGAAAGGAUAAAAAACAAUUGAUUAAGAGAUUUGAUUAUGAAUUAUAGUAAAAGUAUGAUUAUUCUUGGGCUUGA
Messenger RNA from Paramecium octaurelia, 3748 nucleotides. The record is from the annotation of a GenBank genome assembly. Lineage: Eukaryota; Ciliophora; Oligohymenophorea; Peniculida; Parameciidae.